CUCCCAGCUCUGACAUGGCUCAGCCGACCAGUGGCCUCUAUUCUACUUUUGGCUUCUUCAUCUGCCUCCUCUUCCUUCCGGCUUCUUGGGAGGCAGGUGCUAACACGUUUCAAGAACUUCAAAAGACUGGUGAACCUACAAUAUUCGAUCACUUACUCCCUCUUAUUCAGGGUCUUACUCACAGAGCCUCUUCUGACCAAAAAACCUCAAGGCAACAUCCUCCAAACCUCCCUGAGGCUACAGCAACCCAGAAGGCCAAAAACCAGUGCAAUACCACUCGCCUUGUCAAACCAGUGCACACACCUCUAGACAACACCAAAGCCACAGACUAUGGAAACACCACUGUCCGUCAUGAAAUGCCUCCGGCUUCGGAGAAGGAUCUCAGCAGCCAAGGAAAACACCCAAUGGCCAGGAAUGAGCGCUCGGCUGACGACCCCAGAUCCGCUAACUCAGAGAAAAGGUCAGAUAGAAAACGUUUGACCUCAGCACCCCGGAGAAACACAAGCUGUAUGCCUUCAACAAGGCGAACCAGCUUAACGACAAAAUCGGGGAUGACAAAAUCGGGGAUGGGGGCCAGUGCCAGCUUAAGGACCAACUCACAGAAGCCCACAACUUUCCAUGUCUCAGAGCUCAUUAGACAAAGUUCUUCCCCAUCGUAUGCCACAGAAGCCCCAAGGACCUCAUACAACACCCUAAAGACCCUAACAACAUCAGGACCUGAACAUCACACAAUUCCAUUUGCCUUAGACAAGUCUGUCCAGAUAACUACAGAACACAUUGAAGAGGCCACAUCAGCUAGGGAGAUCACCCAAUCAACAUUCACCAAGUAUGAAGGAAAGACCAGCCCAGCUAGUGAGAGUAGCUCGCAAGCCCAGGUGCUACCUGUAAAACAUCAUACCACAUCGGUCAGUGAAAAUACGAUACCGGUCUCAGCAAAGUCCACACCAUCUACCGAGAAAGCCACAAAACCCACAGAGAGUCCCACAGUAUUCCAGAGGAAAACCAUAGUAGCCACUAAGACUGUAAGAGCCACAAGGACCUCUGAGAGAACACCAGUAUUCUCGGAGACCACACAACCAGCCAAAGCCACAGAAGACAAGUCAUCUACUGUCCCUUCUCAUGUCCAUAAAACGGAGACCAUGCACCAAGGGACGGUUGGCUCUUUGACAUCCAGAACGGACCUGGGACCCAGCACUUCAGAAGCUCACCACCCCCAGCAGAGCACCCACAGCUUGCCUGGAGGCCUCCACGCUGCUGGGAAAACAGGGGAGAAUAAUUCAUUCCCUGUGUGGGCUAUAGUUAUUGUGAUCCUCAUGGCUGUGAUUAUCCUGCUGGUUUUCAUUGGCCUGAUCCUUUUGGUCUCCUGUGCAUCACGAGCACGCCAUGUACUGACCCAGAACUCAGAGGAGCCCGAGCCCGAGCCUGAAGACAAAGGGAGCCGCAAUUCCUACCCAGUCUACUUGAUGGAGCAGCAGAAUUUGAAUCUAAACCAGAUCCCUUCCCCACCAUGACUGCGAGACCUGCAUCCCCAGAUCUUCCAGGCUUAGCCCCUUUCCU
Messenger RNA from Mus caroli (Ryukyu mouse), 1557 nucleotides. RefSeq names its product mucin like 3 (gene Mucl3). NCBI's taxonomy places the organism in Eukaryota, Metazoa, Chordata, Mammalia, Rodentia, Muridae. The record is from RefSeq and is a predicted model, not a curated record.